AUACGCUGGCCCUGCAAGCUGCUACUAGCAAUACCUUUCUACCUACCUAGUUUAUCUGUUACCCAAGGUCGUCUUUGUGAUAUAUUAUAAAACAGAACGCUAAACUGCUGAAUAAUUUGAUGGAACGUUAAAUAUGUGUUCCACUUCCAACCAUCUCCGACUGAGCUGGAAUUUCCAGUAAGAGAACACCACGUGAACAUCACUGACGUUUGUUUAAGGAAGUGCUGCUGCCUUAUCUAACACCCCAGUAAGAUAAUGUGGGAGGCGCACAGAGGGAUCCAUGUUGACCAGUCAGAGCUGCUGUGCAAAGAGGGCUGUGGUUACUAUGGUAACCCAGCAUGGCAGGGGUACUGCUCCAAAUGCUGGCGGAAGAGAAACAGGAAUCAACCUGACCAGAAGAGAGACACUGGGCCUUGUCCCAGUGUGGAGGGGGGGAAGCCCCUGACCUUCUCCAAGUUUGAGGAGAAGAAGAGCAGUGAGAUGAGCCGGCGUGUCAACACCAUGAAGAGACUCUUCGGGGGCUCCAGAACUCCCCCCAAGAGAGGGAGCGAACCGGCUGAGACCCAGUCAGUCACCUCAACAGCACCUCAAAAAUCACAACCCGGGGACUUCACUGAAUUCCUGAAAUCCCUACGUAAACCCUCCACCCAGGUCCUACACCGGCGCUGCACUGCCUUUCUCAGCAGCCUAGAAUCACAGCGGUACCUUCCAGUACAGAAGCAGUCAGACCUGGUCCAGGAUUUCUACCAGAGCAUCGCAGGACACUUUCAGAGCUUCCCAGAGGAGCAGAGUGCCCUGAUGAUGGAGCACAUCGAGAAGCUAAUCAUGACGCGGCUGUACAAGUGGGUGUUCUGUCCAGACAGCUCGGACGAUGAGCACAGAGACCUGACCCUGCAGAGGAGAAUACGAGCACUCCACUGGGUCACCCCACAGAUGCUUCGCAUCCCAGUUGGCGAGGGUCGCUCUGAGGUCAAUGACCACUUCCUCUCGGCCAUCACAGCAAUAAUCGGGAUGGACGCUAAGCGUGCCCCUCAGGACAAGCUCUCCUGUGUGUUCAAGUGCAGCCAGAGUAUCUUCACUGCCCUGGCCUCCUCCAACCCUGAGCCGGCCAACGCAGACGACUUCCUGUCGGGGCUGAUCCACGUGGUGCUGAAAGCCAACCCUCCCCGCCUGCACUCCAACAUGCAGUACAUCAUCCGCUUCGGGCUGCCACACAGCCUCAUGGCCGGGGAGUCUGGAUACUACUUCACCAACCUGUGCUGCGCUGUCACCUUCAUUGAGAAGCUGAACGGGCCGUCUCUGAACCUGACCCCCGAGCAGUUUGAGGGGUACAUGCAGGGCAGGAAGCCGGCGGAGCGGGAGAGCCCGGUUUCGGAGCCAGAGUCUGAGGGUCUGCAGCUGGCCAAGAAGAACCGGGAGCUGCUGAGGGAGAUUGAGAAGCGACAGGAGCGGGUGGCGCUGGGGGUGCGAGAGAUGGAGGAGGAGCUGGGGAAGUGGGUGCAGUCUGUGCAAGCUCAGGUGCAGGAGAUCAAAGCAAAUGCUGCUCUGGAUGUUAUUAGCACAAAGAGUUAGCACCCUGGAAGAGAGUAGCUUCAAACGCCAUUUGAAUUGCUUUCUGUACAUUCCCCUUGCUGUUUGAUGAGUGCAGUUGUUGAGUGCGCUUCUGGGUUCUGCUGCUCUGUUGCCUGGCUUGGACCCACUUUCUGUGUUUAUAAAUGCAGAGUAGAUGGAGCUGACAGAGCUCGAUGGUCACAUUACAUAGUUUGAAUUGAAUGAGUGAAGCUGUUCAGUUCGAACAUUUAUGAUUAUCAAGAGAACCUCAAAACAAGCUCAGAGAUCUUAAAUACAUAGUGGAGAAGCAGAACCCAGAGCUAUUCAUAAUUACUGCAAGCACUGUAAAAUUAGUAGGGGGGUGGGGUAGGGGGAAUGAGAUAUGAAGCUACUUGCUCUUUAAGCAUAUUGUUUUAGGGAUGUGAAAAAAAUUAUAAUGUCCUCUAAAUGUCUUUGAUAAUUAUGGCUCAUAACCAAAUCCAGUUUCGCCUUUCAUGUGGGUCAUUGUGCAGCUAACAUUCCUAGGACUUUAAAACUGGAGGACACAUUAGUUUUUUGCUUCACAUCCCUAAUUUAUUCUGAAUGAAGGAUAUAUUUGCCACCCACAAUAGUUUACGUACAGACAAACUUCUCAAUUGAGACAUUGUUCAAUUACUGAACAGGGUAUAGCAAGUCUUUGGUGAUUUACACAAGGGCAGUCACUGGCUAUGAAAUACAAGACAUAACAAGCAACAACCUGUUUACCAUAAGCCUUUCUACCGCAUUUGUAAAUAUAGAACAUUCUGACAAAGUAAAAUAUAAAGUAAUAUAAAUCGGCUUCAUUGAUGUAUUAUUAUGUUAUUUUUGCAUAUCGGUUUCCUUGAAAUUUCAUGAGAUGGCAAAUCUACCGUUUAACAAAAAAUAGAUUUAAGUUUAUUUUUUUGUUGUUUUUUAUCUUUCUCUUAACUUUUAGUGUGUUUGCAUUCUGUUUGCAAGUUUUCCCUAGUUGCCUUUGAACUAAACGUGUCUUUUGAUUUAAUCAUUCCAGAAAGCCAUGCAACAAUAAGACCCUGCUAGCUCUGCAGUUGAAAAAAAAAAUACAAAUUGUAAACCUCAUAAAAAGGUAGGGGAAAGAUUGAAAGGUGAAUGUCUAGGGGAAAUAUUCUGUUUAACCUUGCUGUUUGGCCAAGCUUACUCAUUAUGGUGCUUUAAACAGAUAUGGAGGAGAAACUGAGUUAAACAUUCAGAAAUACUGACUUUGCCUGACAACGGUGCCUGAAAUUUCAUGAAAAUCUCAAGAGGAAGAGACACAGUAGUAUUAUGUAUUCUCUAAUAUGUAUUCAUUCAAAUUAUAUUUAUUUGAUGUCUAGGGUAUGUCUAAAAUAGCUUUAUCACACAUUUUUGCCCUGACAUAGGUACGAAUGUACAGUGUGUACAGGGACGAUUAGCAAGUAUGUGAGAUACGAGAGGUUAGGACUGUUUACUGAUGAAUAUUCCAAAGUUUACUGAGACGCCAGUAUAUCCAACUGUCUAAGUGCCUUUGUCCGUGAAACUUUUGAACCAGUUAGAGGGACCUACUGAGCCUGUCAGAUGAAGUUAUAUGGUACAUUUCUAGAAUAAUCAAUGCCAUUUUAUUGCAGUGUUGUAGACUUUGUAUGUUUAUUAAUCAUUUUCUUUUACCAGUCAAGAACCUGUUGCAAUAAGAAAUAACAGCUGUUUACAUUCAAAGAGCCUUCAGCUGACUUCACCAAAGUUGCAAUUAGUUUAUUAGCUGGUGACGUCAACACAUUGAGAGGUCACAGGUAGCAUCAUUGUGAAAUACCAGUGUUGAGUUUAUCUCUGAGAAUAAAUCCAAAAGCAAAUUGCUUUUUUUUUUGUUUUUUUGUUUUUUUGUAUGUUAACAGAAACAACAAAACAGAACAUUACAUUUAAUUUGAAAUACAAUGGCAGAUGUAUACGUUCAAAAUUUAAGUCACUUAAGUCAGGCCCAUAGUGUCCUGGGGUUACUCUACAAUAGAUAGUGUGUUUUGAGGGUUGGAAAAGCCUGUUGUUAAAAAUGAUGGUAAUGCACAUAGCAAACCAAUGUAAAAUGUGCUGUUUAAGAAGUCUGUGUAUAGUAAUUUACAACUACUGUGAAAUGUAGUAAUAAAUAUAUAUUUACCUUCAGCUGUGCCGUUAUUAUUAUUGACAUACAGCACUAAUAGAAUUUGAAUGUAAACAUUUUUUUUUUCUAUGUUGACAACUUCAAGUGCUUUCAACGUCAAGUGCUGGGGCAUUGAUCUGAGCAUUUGUCAAGGAGGCAUUCUGCUGUUGGCAGCAUUCUCCAUAGUGAACUUUUCUUUGAAACCCAUUAAAUCCUGCAUGCGCUUAUGGAAAGUAAAGGAGCUGAAAGUGGGAAAAGGUUUUUUUGCUCUUCUAGGCUAUUCUUUUUCAAUAUUACAAAUAGAGACAAACGUAUCAGAAGCAGUGACCAAAAUGAUGUCUGGGUGAUGCAGGUCCUGCCAUCAGUAAGCUGGGCAAACUUGUUAUGAACCAGGAUCUUUUCAGAAUGUCUGAAACAGUUUGCCAUGUGAGUGAAUUUUUCAGUUGGCUCUUUUUGUGUUGGUAUUGGUAAAUGUUCAGCUUUUUUUGAUAGGCGCAAGUUUUCUUUCAAAGAUAGCUUGUUGUGUGGAAGUUUAGACAUUUGAUUUGCUCUUCAGCAGCAGCACAGUUCAGAAUGGUGUCAGUGGGACAUGCGAGUAUAUAUGGAGCAUCUUGCUUUUGUUUUUGUUUUAUUUUUUAUGACAGAUUUAAACUUGUAAAAUAAAAAAUCACAUGAACCAGUGCUGGUUUGCAGUUGAAUUUAGAUUGAUCUUAGGCAGAAGAGACUUAUAAAUCAUGCGGGGUUUCAGAGAAGACAGGUUCUGGAUCGUAGAGGGUAUCGCAUCAUUCAGUUCAAUAGGGACUUGGUCAGGACCCAAAAAUCAAGCUGACGUAUACAUAAUGUUGGUAUAUAGAGGGGCUGGAUUGGACAGGUUUUACUGUAUAAACUACCAUCUCUGCUUGCUUCUUGUGUAUUUAUGACCAUUUAAUUAAAGGAGCAAUUGGUGACUGUAGCUGUGAUUGAGUAUGACACAGUACCUUGCAAAGAAAACAAACAUUCUCUUGUUUUUAAAAUAUAUGGGGAGGGGAGUCUGUAACUGUUUGUCUAUGAUGGUCCUGGGCUGAACUGAAGACAAAGGGAACUCUUGGAUUGCUCUGGGGUCUGUGCCAUCAUCUUCUAGAUGAAAAUUUCCUUUAUUAAACCUGUCAUUUUGGCAAAAGGUUUUGGAGAGGUUGAGAGUAGUGCGGCGCCACUCAUCUCGCUGACAAAGUUUAUUUGCAAAUAAAAAAUUUUCAGUUCGGAUUACUUUUCCUUGCAUCCUGUUAUUUAUUGUAAGCACCGAACACUGUGCAUUAUAUGGUCUCCUCUAGUACUCCUUUUCCUCUGCUUGCCACAUCGGCCCUGGCCGCGUCUGCUUUUCUCUGGCCUGGUUUGCUACAUCGUACGAUGUGGCGGGAUUACGCCAUCACGUAACAGGGAGCCGUGCGCUGGAAAAGCCGACGGGAACGGAGCGACACAUUUUAAUGCUGCAUUAUAGUUUUACGUUUAGCAGUGUUAAGCUUCUAGUUUUUUUCUAUUAAAGCAAACACAAAAUAAACUUUCCACAUGUGCAUGACGGUGUGGAAUGAAAUCCUCAUCGCUGUCUUCUGAUGCAGAACAGUCAUAUUCACUUUCAAUCCAUCUUCUUUUAGAGGUUUGGGACAGUUGGAUCUUGAGAGGGCUGUCCAAACUUGUAUGUAGAGCAAAAAUAAAAAUUAAUAAAUGUUCUUUCAAUUGCUGCACACGUUGUUUGAGCUUUUUUUUUUUUUUUUUAAUGAACAUAGUAUUGCUACAGGCUUCUUUAACCACUUCAAUUCCAGACGUAAAAAUGAAACCCCUUCCCAGGUACCAGAUUCUGAAAAUAAUAAUGAAAAUGUUUUCAAACC
Messenger RNA from Polyodon spathula (Mississippi paddlefish), 5538 nucleotides. Its product is annotated as rab5 GDP/GTP exchange factor-like. Bases 256 to 1572 code for a protein of 438 amino acids. Gene Ontology annotation, molecular function: small GTPase binding; DNA binding; zinc ion binding. The record is from RefSeq and is a predicted model, not a curated record. Gene Ontology annotation, cellular component: cytosol; endocytic vesicle. The transcript is spliced from 9 exons. Gene Ontology annotation, biological process: vesicle-mediated transport. NCBI's taxonomy places the organism in Eukaryota, Metazoa, Chordata, Actinopteri, Acipenseriformes, Polyodontidae.